AAAAGAUAAGAAGAAAAAUGAUUACAUUGUACGGGACUAUCCUAUCAAUUGAUUUUUACGGCAAUCGUCAGUUGUUCAAAUACACCAACGGCAGUAGGGCGCAGCAAUGUCCACAAAAUAUCUAACAGUUAUCCUGCUGUUACAGUUUUUAAUUAGUUCGGAAGCACUUGCAAGUUUGACACAUGGACAACAAUCACGUAUAACAGAUGACAGUUACGUGGUUGGGGUUGUUGAAUUUAGGCCCGAAUUGCUCAAUAUGCCUAUACCAACAAGAACUGGUAUUCAUCUAGAGGCAUACAAGGAGCUUAUGCGAUCCGAUGAAGCAAAGCUCACCGACAUCGUGGUGUUCCCUGAACUCACGCUCAACACUCUUACGGAUCCCGUCACAGUUCCGAACCCAGAUGAUUCCAUUACGCCAUGUGAACCAGACUCUUCGGAACUCAUCUCUCAACUCUCCUGCCUAGCCAUCGAAACAGGCAAAUACAUUGUCAUUAAUCUGUCCGAAACAUCCGACUGCGAUUCGCUACCGACCAACGAUCCGCGACCCUGUGACCCGGCUGCCUACCAUCGGUACAACACUAACGUAGUAUUCGAUCGGAACGGUACCGUCAUCGCUCGAUACCGCAAGUUCAAUCUCUUCCGAGAACCGGGCACGAACGUUACCUACCUGCCGGAGCUCAUCACAUUCGAUACGGACUUUGGGAUCCGGUUUGGAGUGGUGACCUGCUUCGAUCUACUGUUUGUCGAUCCUACGCUACAGCUUGUAAAAUUGGGGGUAAAGGACUUCGUUUUCCCCGCUAUGUGGGUAUCUGAACCGCCCUUCUUAACGGCUGUACAGAUCUUCGAAAGUUGGGCCUACGCGAACAACGUCAACUUGAUCGCUGCUGGAACUAACUACAAUCUGGCUGGAAGCACCGGAACUGGAGUCUUCAAUGGACGUAACGGAGCCGUAUUUGCGUUCGUGACUGGAGAGGCUACACGAAAAAUCUUCCCAGUUCGAGUUCCCAAGUUGCAAGACAUUAACAACUCAACUCUAGUAUCGAGACAAAAUGAAUCUGAAACAGUUUCUGGUCGAUACGAAGGAAACUUGCUAAAUGAAAUCUACAUGGGAACAGAUUUCCCAGAAAGAUUUACAACAGUCCUAAUCUAUCCCGAGCAAACGAUUAAAGUAUUCAACCGAACUGUUUGCAAUGGAGACUUCUGCUGUGAUUUCUUCAUCAAUUUCGAAACGGAUUCUAUGCAGAACGUUUCCCAUCUCUAUCGGCUAAGUGCUUUCGAUGGGGUACGCACCUUCCAAGGUUACGCCGAUGCUCAUGUAUCGAUAUGUGGAGUCAUCACUUGUCUUGACGAAACGUUAUCAAGCUGCGGACUUCCCAACUACGGUAACUCAAACUAUUUCAAGUUCAACGAAGUAUCAAUCUCAGGUAGCUUCAUAGCAAACGGAACGUUGGUCAUGCCCAGCAGCUUAGAUGAUCAAUUCCAUUCGUUAGAUGCGAAGCACUAUCAGUUUUAUUCAACUGUAAAUUAUACAAAUGAUCGACAGCUCGUUCAGCUGACAUUGAACAGUUCGAUGACGAACAUUCAGACAUUCGGUAUCUACGCAUUCAAUCAUGACGAUUUUGAGUUCUACAUCGCGGAUGCAUCACCACCAUUAAACCCCGAUGAUGAUGGAGCUGGUUGUAUGGUUAAAGCAUCCAAGUGGAUUAUAGCCUUAGUUGUGUUAGUUGCAAUAAGGGUCAUGUUAUGA
Armigeres subalbatus is the source of this 1747-nucleotide messenger RNA. Its product is annotated as vanin-like protein 1. The transcript is spliced from 4 exons. The record is from RefSeq and is a predicted model, not a curated record. NCBI's taxonomy places the organism in Eukaryota, Metazoa, Arthropoda, Insecta, Diptera, Culicidae. Gene Ontology annotation, molecular function: hydrolase activity, acting on carbon-nitrogen (but not peptide) bonds, in linear amides. The coding region runs from base 107 to 1747 and encodes 546 amino acids.